This is a messenger RNA of Penicillium griseofulvum, 2319 nucleotides long. It is a transcript of the gene hrdA, whose product is annotated as E3 ubiquitin-protein ligase HRD1. Lineage: Eukaryota; Fungi; Ascomycota; Eurotiomycetes; Eurotiales; Aspergillaceae. The record is from RefSeq and is a predicted model, not a curated record. The transcript is spliced from 3 exons. Gene Ontology annotation, cellular component: cytoplasm. The coding region runs from base 1 to 2319 and encodes 772 amino acids.
AUGAGACUGGCCGCAUAUGCUGGGGCCUCAGUGGUUCUAGCCACUGGUGUGUUUCUAAAAGCUCUUCAUCAGAGGUCCAAUUUCUAUUCGGCAUGCGUCUAUCUCUCUCAGAGUAGUGCGAAUCUUAUGCGACUUCUCUACGGACCCUUGCGACCAAUCGAGACCGAGCAACUAUACGAGCGCGCUUGGUUCGCCGUCACAGAGACAUGUCUGGCCAUGACCAUCUUCCGAGGCGAGCUUGGAGGCUGGUUUCUGGUCAUGUUCAUUUCGCUGCUGGUCGGCAAGGUCUGGGGUUGGAUUGGCGAAGGCCGCGUUGAGUUCUUGGAGCAACAGCCGCCGGCUAAUCCCCGGCUGUUCCAUGCUCGGCUAGCGGUAUCUCUCGUGCUGACGGUGUUAUUUAACUCCUUCAUGUUACGGUACUGUGUGAGGACCGUAAUUACGCAGGCACGGCCGGAUAUGAUGGUUAUGUUUGGAUUCGAAUUCGCCAUCUUGACGAUUCUCUCGACCUCCACCCUCCUGCGAUACGUUAUUGCGUUGACCGAGAUCUCUAUAACCCGCCAGCAAAUCAAGGCCAAGAUGCAGGAACGUCGGGACGAGAUCCGUGUCGCGCGUGUCGAGGCGAUUCGAGAGCAUGCCCGCGCAGGAGCUACCUCCCCUCCUGCCGAUCUGCCCGACGAAAACGAUGUCAAUGAGAUGGAGAUUGACGUGCCCGGGUGGGAGGAAAAGGGCCGUUGGGUCUUCUACCUGGAUCUUUUGACCGAUUUGUUGAAACUUGUGAUUUAUUUAAGCUUCUUUGCUAUUCUGCUCACAUUCUAUGGCCUCCCCAUCCACAUUCUGCGGGAUGUUGUUGUGACCAUCCGCUCGUUUGCCCGCCGCAUUAUGGACUUCAUGCGUUACCGAAAUGCGACAAGGGAUAUGCACCAAAGGUAUCCAGAUGCAACGGCAGACGAGGUCUCCCGGGAAGAUGUCUGUAUCAUCUGCCGCGAGGAAAUGAUCCCCAUUCAACCGGCGCAACCGCAACCGGCGGCUAAUGCUGCUGGAGAGCCGGCACCGCAGCCGGCACCGCAGCCCGCUGCUGGAAGCCAGCGUGUUCCUGACCGUCUACGUCCAAAAAAGCUACCAUGUGGCCAUAUUUUGCACUUUUCGUGCCUCCGAAGCUGGCUUGAGAGACAACAAAACUGCCCGACAUGUCGACGUCCUGUUGUAGCGCCCACGCGAACUCGUGGAGCUGCUGGAGUCGGUGGAAACAACGCACGUGGAGGUCAAGAUGGUGGCAUCCAGCCAGGCCAACAAGGUGCAGAUGCACAGCCACGCGCUCGGGUCUAUCAAUUUGGGCCAUUCCGUAUCGGCUUUGGAGCUGUACGUGGGGAUUUGUUCAACAAUCUUCACCCACGAGGCGAGCAAGGCCACGCGCCACAGGCUGGGGUAAACCCUCCUGCCAAUGCGCCUGGAGGACAAAUUGGGUUUGGAUUUGGGUUUGGACGCCGUCCCCAGGCCCCCGCCCCCGCUCCCGCCCCACAAGGUGCGGCCCAGCCAGGAUCGAUCGCUGCUGAAAUCAAUGAUCAGUUGUUGCAGAUCGAGCAACGGCUCAAUCAUGAGAUUUCCAGUCUUCGAGUUGCCGCGGCGCAUUUAAACCAUGUGCGCCAGCUUCGGUUGGAAUUAGAGCGGUUGCUUGCUCAGGCAAGAGCUGUUAAUCAAGAAGCUGCCGGCCAAGAAGGUGCCGGGCCACAAGUCCCACCUCCCAACGCAAUUCCAGGAUCUUCCGUCUUCGUAACGGGUCACCAGUACGGCGCAAACCCGGGCACUGAUGUUUUGAACUCUGGAGACCCUCGUCUUCCGGAGGGACUUACCCUUCCCCCUGGUUGGACUCUUCUACCCCUCCAACGAUUGGAUGAUGGUGCCAAUGGUGUGGCACAGACAGUACAGCCCACGCCUACCACUACAGUGGCAUCCCCAGCUGCGCCGGUCGUGGCCAGUGCUAUAACUUCUCAGAUCCCCACACUCCCCGUGCCAGCUCAGGAUCAAACGAGCGACAAUCUCCCUCCUGCAAAUGGAGCCUCUAGUCCACCAGUAUUGCAGCCCACGCCCACCGUCCCUUCGGUGGAUCAUCGUGCAGAAUCCCCAUCUCAAGAAUGGACCGACGUUGCACCUAGAGAGUCCUUUGAGGCCAAACCAGCUUCCUCGAUUCCUACUACAUGGGGUAGCAAUGGGGAAUUAGCAAAUAGUGUUUCUGGUCAAUCCGAGACUCACCCCGAGUCCACGUCCAAUGGCAAACGCCGGACUGCAUCGGUUGAAGAAACACCCGAUGAAGAAGUUUGA